This is a messenger RNA of Penicillium verhagenii, 579 nucleotides long. Its product is annotated as prefoldin subunit 5. The record is from RefSeq and is a predicted model, not a curated record. Lineage: Eukaryota; Fungi; Ascomycota; Eurotiomycetes; Eurotiales; Aspergillaceae. Gene Ontology annotation, biological process: protein folding; regulation of DNA-templated transcription. Bases 1 to 579 code for a protein of 192 amino acids. The transcript is spliced from 3 exons. Gene Ontology annotation, cellular component: cytoplasm; prefoldin complex.
AUGUCGGCUCAAAACUCCGACUCAAGCUCCGGCGGAGCUCCUCCAGGCACAGUUAACCUUGCCACACUUUCCCUUCCCCAACUCCGCGCCCUUCAGACCCGCCUUACCUCCGAAUUGGAGCACUUGACAACUUCGCACUCCAAGCUGCGCGCCGCACAAGCCAAGUUCCGCGACUGUGUGCGCUCUAUCAGUGACGGUGUGACUGGCUCCGAAGCCAAGGGUACUACCGGCUGUGACCAGAUUCUUGUCCCUCUUACCAGCUCCUUGUAUGUCAAGGGCCGGUUGGCAGAUCGCGAGAAAGUGCUUGUUGAUGUUGGAACGGGAUUCUAUGUUGAAAAGGUACGGUCCUGCGUGUCGGUGUUUCCAGCCGGACAGAUAACUGACUUUCUCUCCUUUUUUCCGGCACAGACACCCCAGAAGGCGAUUGCUUUCUAUGAUGACAAAGUGAAGGGAUUGGAUGCAAACCUGCAUGAAUUGGAGAAGAUUGUUGGAGGCAAAAACUCUCAACUGCGGGUUGUGGAGGAAGUGCUCAGACAGAAGAUGCUUAGCGGCGAGGCAGAGGCUGGUGCGAGUGCCUAA